Messenger RNA from Candoia aspera, 2094 nucleotides. It is a transcript of the gene TMEM18, whose product is annotated as transmembrane protein 18. The record is from RefSeq and is a predicted model, not a curated record. The transcript has 5 exons. Gene Ontology annotation, cellular component: nuclear membrane. The coding region runs from base 51 to 464 and encodes 137 amino acids. Lineage: Eukaryota; Metazoa; Chordata; Lepidosauria; Squamata; Candoiidae.
GCAACCGAAGUGUAUGUGGCUCCAGACAUCCUCCAGCCCUUUCCCCUGCCAUGGAACUUCCAGGGCGCCUGCCCGUCGGGGUCACUCGGAUCUUUACGGACACAGAUUGGUCUGAACCAUGGAUUUUAGCUCUUGUGUUUUUCCACAUAGUCUGCUUAUUUCUUACUUACCUUUCAUUCCAGCACUAUCGUUUGCAAAUAGGACAUUUCCUUUCUAUCAUGAUCCUGGUAUUCUGUGCAGAAUAUAUAAAUGAAAUAGCUGCUGCAAACUGGAGAUUGUUCUCAAAGCACCAAUACUUUGAUUCCCGAGGAAUGUUUAUUUCAUUAGUGUUCUCAACACCAUUACUGCUAAAUGCCAUCCUCAUAGUGAUUGCUUGGGUUUAUAAAACAGUGAACGUAAUGACAGAAUUGAAGACAAUACAACAGAAAAGGAAAGCAAGUAGAGAAAAUAAGAAAAGUGAAUAAAUAAGUAUUUCUUUUAUAACUGGUUAUGUGACAAGUAUUGUGUCACCCAUAAUUUGAGGUUGGAAGAUUUGGAUUUUCACACUCCUUCGUAAAUGGUGUUACGUUCUCAUUGUUUUAUGAAAAAAAAUCACGUUUAUUUUCAGCACACUGUUAGAGCAAUUCUUACAUGGUAUUUCAUUAUAUAGACUAAUUCGUUCUGAACCAGUCAAAAAGCAUUUCAUAUGUUUAUUAAAAUUUUUCUAAUGUACUUAUUUAACAUAGCCGUAUGCAUGAGUUAUUCAGGUAUUUAUGAUAGAUUUUGUGCAUCAUAUGUGCCAAGAUGUCAGAUGAACAAGUAAAUUUUAAUACAUAUCAGUUCAUAAAACUGGUUAGCUGCAUGAUUGUCACCCCUGAUUAAUUUCUGUUUGGCAACUAUCAUAACAAUAUAACAAAGAGCAUUUAUACAAUAUUUUCUUGAUACAAAAGUAACAGUUGUUGGUACAAACGUCAGUAAUGCAAAAAUGAUAAAACAUUGUAUUGUGACAUCAUGACACAACCCCUCAGCCUUUAUACUGACAUAUCAACAUCAGAUGCAAGUAUGUAAGUCUUAUGGUUUGUGUUGCGAUGCACGUUUUGUCAUCCCCUGCUUUGUGAAUGCCUACGCUAAGUUUACCUGCUUGGUAGUAAAUUUCUUGGAUUUUGUGGGUGUUGUAUUCAAACGUUUAUAUCAGAAGUGUAAUUUAAUAGUGUGGGUUGCUGUACUUGUCAUAGGCACAUUUUUCCUGUUUUUUUCUAUUAAAUGGUUAAGCGUUCAUUAGGUUCUCUCUCUUUUUUUAGACAGUUAUACUAUUAGAUUGCAUAUCUAUAUCCACUUAUAUAGGAGCAAGUCUUAUUGAACUCAGUCUGAAACGGUUUUUCUAACAAGUAAGAUUACUCUCAAGUAAAUGUGAUUAGGAUUGUGCUAUGCAAUUACAAGCUCAGAGCUGUAGCAACAUAACAAAUUGCUGUUCAAGAAACAAGCAAGGUCUUAUACAAGGAAGACGUGGUGUGAGAAGCUUGCACAAGUAGAAUCAAACCUUGGAUACAGAGAUGAAAAUAGGGCUUCUGUAAACUUGGUGCUAGUGGCAACACUGGAUGCAAUCCUAUGUUGUAAGAGGAACAUUCAAUCCUGCUUUAGAGAAAAUGGUAACCAGAGUUUUACCUCAAACCAGAAAAAGAAGGUUGAUAAUUUUGCACAUGUAGAUUUCGCACAACAGCCUGAUGGUUUUGUUAGUCUUGAUCCUAUAAUCCCAAAAUAUACUUCGAUUUUUGUGAACAUUUACAGGACUCUUAAAAACCUAGUAUGCCUUGCAAAAAUAAUAAUCCAAAAGGUGAGAAAAGGAUGUGAUUAGGAAGGUAGGAAAAACUCAGUGUCAGGUAUUAGCUUUUUUUUUUUUAAUGAAGGCCUUUUUAUAUCAUACACUUGGAAUGGAAAACAGUUCAUAGAGACAAACUGAAAAUAGCUGAGACAUUGGGGUAAUUCUAUUUGUCUUGUCCCUGUCGUACAAUCUGAUGGGAUUGUAGACUUCUGCUUUCCAAUUUUGAGAGAUUGCUGUGAGGGAAGGUAUUUUUCUCGUAUUGCUGUGGCAUAGAAUAAAAAAGUGGGUUUGUG